CAGCUGGAAGUUAGUUUUGUGCCGCAUUCCAAUCCCUACAGACACACAUUUCUUGCAGGCAGACCAAAGGGCAUCAUCUGACCCUUCUCUAUCUCUGUGCAUAUUUUUUGGGAGCAUUGUUUGGUGUUUUCUUAGAAAAGAAGUGACUAUUCUGUGUUUGGUGGAGGAGUGAAGGACAAUUUAAUAGUUCAGUGUUCUAUAUAUUUUUUCGAGGAGCUUUUUUGUGCAUUUUCUGUUCAUUCUGCGUGGUUGCAGCAGCAUCCAAAAUGCCCCUGUGGCAGAAUUUUUCGCUUUUAGCGAUUAUUUUAUUGCAUUUAGUUCAAACGGGUGCAGCAGAAACGGAAAUUCCCACCACAACGACGACGGAUGAUCUCACGACGACAGAUUUAGAGGAUUUAUUUAGGCCGUACGAGGCACAGUAUCCACAAGAGAAUGUUGGGGAGACUGAUGAGGAAGCCUUUCAGAAUGAUGCAAAUGUGGAAGGAGUUCUGGAGGGCAUUGAUCGUGUAAUUGAGUCCAUUGAAAAGGUCGUUAGUGAAUUGCAGAAGAAGCUGCACGACGAGGAGAGGCUCAGUGGGGACUAUGAAGAAGAAGUUAAGAGGCACAAGAGGGUUGCUGAUGAGAAUAAUUUGUGGGACAUUAAGGAUAUUUCUCAUCUUGUGGAGAAGGCAUCGAGAGAGAUGACCAUGCUGACUCGUUUGCAGAGAAUAAAGAAGAAGCAAUUUAAAGCUAUUGAGGAUUUCAUGGCAAUGGGUGAGGAGCACCAGGCAAGGACAACGGAGAAGCCACAAAUUCCCAAAGAGAAGAUAAAACAGUUCAUUGAGCGUGCAAAGAUGAAGCAACAGAAGGAUGUGGAGAAGGCAAAGCAGGAAAAAUCAAUGGAACACACUGAAGAUCCCUUUCUUGACAUGGGGGCAAUCUUUAAGCACCUUGUCCCCACAUCCACAACAACCCACCCACCGCCGGCGCAAAUUAAGAAUAAGAUUGUCAUCGAAAGUGACGACUACUACGAAGACACUCCACUGGAUCGCCGUGUGAGGAGUGUGGAUUCGCAAUUCUUCAGCAAUAUCGCAUCGUAUCUCAUGCGAUCAUUUGGCCAGGAGCCAGAGAGCACGCCCAAUCCCCCCGUGAAGCGUGAGAUUGAGAAACGUAUCAACACAAUUGAUGAGGAUGCUGAAAAUGAUCUUGAGAAUGAUGUUCUUGUCACACCAAAGCAAAUUCCCGAAGAGUUCAGUCACCCAAAGAGUGAAUCUCCCCUCAUUGAAUCCAUCCAAGCUAUUCCGGAUCCCGAAGUAAGGCUUGAAUUCACUAAAGAUAUCCAGCCGAAGAUUGAGGGGCUUGAGGAAGCUGUUGAGGAGCCACGGCGACCAAUUCAUCUCACCGUUGUGGAAGACGAUGGGACGGUGAUUCAGCUAACAGAGAGCCCAAAAGAAGCGGAAGAAAUGAGAAAGAUCUCAUCAAUUCUCGAGGAAGUUCUCGAAAUGCAAAAUGUCGUCACGGAGGAACCUGCAAAAGAGAAAGAAGAGGUGAAUUUUGAGAAGGAAAAGGAUACAAAAGAGAAAGAAAUUAAUACAUCAACAAUCCAACCGGAAGUGACAACAAUCCCACCAGAAGUGACAACAAUCCCAGAAGAAUUUAUUGAGGGAACCACCGACAAAAGCGUUGAAUAUGUAUCUUCCCGUGAGAAUGAAGUCAUCUCCAGGGAAGUUCCGGAAGUUCCCGAAGUACCUGAAAAGGAAGAAAUAAAUGUUAAAGAAUUGAGAAUCAAUCAGGAGGUUCAGGAAGAGAAAGAUUCAGAAGUAUUCACAGAAUCUCCUACAGAAAUUACAACGAUUUCUUAUUACGAAGAAACAACUUUACCAUUGGAUAUUCGUGAGGAGGAUCAUCAAGUUCUGGCUGAAGAUAUGUUCGAGGAAGUCAUUUUGGUAUCCACAACUCACCCUCCGGACACUGAAGAUGCAAAGAUUGCUGCUAAAACUUUGGCUGGGGUAGAAAUGGAAAUUCUUGGGGAGAAUUUUGCAACAGAUUUCACGACAAAUUACCCAAUAAAUGACGUAGAAACAACCACAUUGGUGAAUGAGGAAGAGGAAGUGAUGGAGGUAACAACUCCCCCAACAUCUUUUGAAGAGAAAAAGAAUAAAUUGAAGGAUGAGCUUGAGAAGAAAACUUCAGGAGCAUCGUCUUCUUCAUCUUCGGAGGAAUCUUCUAGUUCAAGCAGCAGUAGUAGUAGCAGCAGCAGCAGCAGUAGCAGUUUCAGCAGCACAACCAGCAGCACCACUUACGAGUCUUUAUAUUCCACAACGAUGAGAUCUGAGAGUUUGAGCGUCAGUGAGGAUUAUUCACUUUCAAAGAAUGACCUUUAUGACCUUCUGAGUAAGCCCGUUAGUAAGCCCGCCUCAUCAGAGAGUGAAGAGGACACCCUCAAGAAUGCCAAGAAGGAAGCAAGAUCUCGAUCACUGGAUGUUAGCAAGGCUGUGGUUGUGAGUCAAACCCCCGAAGAAAUCUCUGCAAUUGAAGAUGAACUAAAACCAACAAUGGAUAAUCAUGCAGUGCGAAAGAAGGAGGGAGUUUCGAGGGAAUUCCACGAGGAAACUACAGAAGAAAUCACCACGGAGAUCGCAGCUAUACCCGAGGGGAGAAGUUUGAACGGUGACACCGUUGAAGGAGCCCUGCAGUCGAUUGUGGACGCCGUGGAUAUUGCGAUGGAAACGAAGAAAAGCAUUGAAACAUUUCCUGAUGUUGUGGCAACAACUGAAGCACCUCCUACAACUGAUCGUCCUCUUGCUUCAACGAAAAACACUCGAGACCUGGUGGGAUUUGGGCGCGAUGAUUCUUCCCUGGGGCUCGAGGAGAGUCUCCCGCUCGAUCGUACACCCAGCGAAAGUUCCACAAUGGUGGUCACUUCAGCCACCUCCGCCGUUGUUGCGUUAAUCCUCGUGCUUGGCAUUGGGGUGUUUGCAGUGAUGCGAACGCGCGUCCACGGUGGAUUGGAUUUAGCGGCGGUUUAGUUUGUUUUUGUGUGUGUUUUUUGUACCAUCUCUGUAUUAACUCAUUUCGCACGAUAAUCACAUUAAAUUGCCAGCAAGGAACAUAGAAUUAAAAUCGAAUUACAUUUCAUAUUGUUUAUAAGACUCGAAUUACCAAUAAACAUGAUUUUUGGGACAAUUA
Molecule: messenger RNA, 3168 nt
Organism: Lutzomyia longipalpis
Lineage: Eukaryota; Metazoa; Arthropoda; Insecta; Diptera; Psychodidae
Product: zonadhesin-like
Exons: 3
Coding region: 267-3008 (913 amino acids)
Source: RefSeq, a predicted model, not a curated record